Messenger RNA from Rhodotorula toruloides NP11, 1158 nucleotides. RefSeq names its product glycoside hydrolase family 16 protein. The record is from RefSeq and is a predicted model, not a curated record. Gene Ontology annotation, biological process: glucan catabolic process. Bases 1 to 1158 code for a protein of 385 amino acids. NCBI's taxonomy places the organism in Eukaryota, Fungi, Basidiomycota, Microbotryomycetes, Sporidiobolales, Sporidiobolaceae. The transcript has 6 exons. Gene Ontology annotation, molecular function: hydrolase activity, hydrolyzing O-glycosyl compounds.
AUGCGCUGGCGCACCUCUUCCGCAUUCCUCGCCCUCUCGCUCUCGGCGGUGGCACCUGCAGUACAAGCCGCCUACUCGCUGCAGACGGCGUACCAGGGUGACAGUUUCUUCGAUGGAUGGGACUUCUGGGGCAACCGGGAUAACUUGACGAACGGCGCGGUCAACUAUGUCAGCAGGUCAACGUCAAGCCAAGUGGCAUAUACGAACUCGGCGGGAAACGUGGUCAUCAAGGUCGACAACUCGACAAAACUAGCGUCCGGUGUCAACGCUCUGCGAGAUUCCGUCCGCAUCACGACGAACGCUGCUUUCGACGUCGGCUCGCUCUUCGUCAUGGAUGCGCUGCAUGUUCCGUAUGGCUGCUCAGUAUGGCCGGCGUUCUGGGCGCAUGCGAGAUCAUGGCCUAGUGGCGGCGAGCUCGACAUCUUCGAAGGCGUCAACCUGCAGCAGACGAAUCAGGUCGCGAUGCACACGGUCGCAGGGUGCUACGCCGCAAACUCGACUGUCAACGUGACGGCGACGGGUGACAUGACGUUCAACAAUUGCGACUACACCGUUGCGGCGAACCACGGCUGCACAUUCCAGGAUGCGAGGAACGCGAGUUAUGGAGCGGACUUUGCGGCUGCUGGCGGAGGCAUCUACGCUGCAGAGUUCUCGAGCGACGCCAUCUCGGUUUGGUUCUUCCCGCGCGCCGAGAUCCCCGCCGACCUCCGCUCCGUUAACGGCCCUCCCGAUCCCUCGAGCUGGGGCAUUCCGAUGGCGUACUACCCGUCGUCGGCUUGCAACAUCAACCAAUACUUUGCGCCCCAGCAAAUCACGAUCAACAUCGCCCUCUGCGGAGACUGGGCCGGCCAACCGGGCGUCUUCUCCCCAACCUGCGGCACAGGCAACUGCGCCGACUACAUCCUCGACCCCUCACACUUCGACACCGCCUACUUCGAGAUCGCCUCUGUACGGAUCUACGCAGGGGGCGUCAACACUCGCUCGAGUGGAGGGGCGCAGGCUGCGUCGGGCGUUAUUGGCGCGAUUGGAGGGUCGGCGAGCGCGACUUCGAGUGCGGUGGGAGGGCGGUGGAGGGCGAGCGGCGCAGCUUUGGGCGCGGUGGGCAUUGCAGCAGCCGUGUCGGUGCUCGCGGGUGUCGGACUUUUCGUGGGACUAUAG